Molecule: messenger RNA, 1167 nt
Organism: Rhipicephalus sanguineus (brown dog tick)
Lineage: Eukaryota; Metazoa; Arthropoda; Arachnida; Ixodida; Ixodidae
Product: tigger transposable element-derived protein 6-like
Exons: 2
Coding region: 1-1167 (388 amino acids)
Cellular component (GO): nucleus
Molecular function (GO): DNA binding
Source: RefSeq, a predicted model, not a curated record
AUGAUUCUGGCUCCUCAGCCUUCAUCCCAGACAGCAAAAGAGCGUCAAACAGCCGCGGAACCGCGAGACAUCGUGUUGAAAAAUGCCCAGCACUUCGGCGCUAACGUCAAGCAGGCAAAGACGGCUACCCACGUGAAGCUGGAAGAGGUCCUGCUGACGUGGUUUCGCGAAGUCACAGCAGCUGGCGUCAACGUGGACGGCAAGGUGAUACGUGAAAAGGCGGACAACAUUGCGCUUUCCCUUGGCAUCGAGGACUUUCAAGCUUCUGGCGGGUGGCUGCACCGUUUCAAAGAAAGGCACGGACUAGUGUACAAAGUUGUUAGCGGUGAAGCUAAGAAAGUGGACGAGUCACAGGUCAGCGACUGGUUGAACACACUGCCGGCGCUCAUUUCGGACUACGCUCCGCGCAACGUGUUCAACGCUGAUGAGGCCGGACUAUUUUUCAACCUGCAGCCGGAGCGAAGCUUGUGCAUGAAAGGCCAGGCCUGCCAUGGUAGCCAGAAAAGUAAAGAACGGGUCACCGUGCUAUUUUGUACAAAUGCCGACGGUUCGGAGAAAAUUCAGCUUACCGUCAUUGGCAAAUCGAAACAGCCAAGGUGCUUCCGAUCCGCAGGACGUUUGCCUUGCCUGUAUAAAGGAAAUAAGAAAGCUUGGAUGACUGCUGAUUUUUUCCGCGAGUUCCUUACAACUUUGGACCGGAAAAUGGGGGCCAAAAAUAGAAAAAUUUUGCUCUUCGUCGACCAGUGUUCGGCUCAUCCGAAGGACUGCAACUUUACCAAUGUCACCGUAAGGUUCCUGCCCGCGAACACCACAAGCCGUCUGCAGUCGCUGGACGCGGGCAUAAUUAGAAACGUGAAGCACCAUUUCAAAGGGUUGCUUGUGCGGAGGCUCCUGGCGAAAAUCGAGCGCAAGGAAGAAAACUUGAAGAUCAGUCUGCUCAACGCAUUACAUUUCUUGGCCAUGUCCUGGGACAAUGUCACCCAGGACACGAUCGCGAACUGUUUUCGCAAGUGUGGUUUUUUUGCGGGGCAGGGUGCAGCUCUGAUGGAAGAAGACGAAGAGCCGGACGCCGAUUUGCACAUCGAGGGUUGGGAGGACCUUGGGACUCAAGCUUCGGCGCAAGACUUCGUCACCGCGGACGACAACGUCGCGACCUGUGGGCUGUGA